Botrytis deweyae is the source of this 1158-nucleotide messenger RNA. RefSeq lists its product as uncharacterized. The coding region runs from base 1 to 1158 and encodes 385 amino acids. The record is from RefSeq and is a predicted model, not a curated record. NCBI's taxonomy places the organism in Eukaryota, Fungi, Ascomycota, Leotiomycetes, Helotiales, Sclerotiniaceae. Gene Ontology annotation, molecular function: ferric iron binding; oxidoreductase activity, acting on single donors with incorporation of molecular oxygen, incorporation of two atoms of oxygen. The transcript has 2 exons.
AUGGUUCAAAUCUCUAAACUUGCCUUUGCUCUUUCAGCAGCUUGCCUUGCACCUGUCAUUGCCCAUCCUGGAGAACACUAUGAUCAUCAUGCCGUCAAGCGAGAAAUCAUUGCUCGUGAUCAAAUGGCUUCCGCUGCCAAAAGAUCCCUCGAUUCUUGCUCUGGAUCCUUGAAGCAUCGUCAACUUAACGCACGAUCCGUUGCUCGUCGUGCAGAAGCUGCUCGUUCUCUCCGUGCCAAGCGCGAUAUCAAGACCUUGCCCAAGAAGUUCCGUCGUGAUCUCGCCACUCUUGAAGUCUACGAAGCUAUCAACCACAACCAAACCGGUGUUCUCGACUACAGCGUCAAUACCUCGGAAUCCACCAUCUUUGCCGCUAACACCUCUUGCAUCUUGACUCCUGCCAAUACUGAUGGUCCUUACUACGUUCUCGGUGAAACUAUCCGCCAAGACGUUACUGAAGGACAAGCUGGUGUCCCUCUCCAUCUUGAGGUUCAAUACAUCGACAUCACAACAUGCGAGCCCGUUCCCGAGGUCUACGUUGAUAUUUGGAACGCUAACGCCACUGGUGUCUACGGUGGCAUUAACGUCACUGGAAAUGUCGCCGAUGGUGGCUACGAUUCUACCUUCUUGAGAGGUAUUCAAGCUACCGACUCUGACGGAGUCGCUACCUUCGAUACCAUCUUCCCCGGCCAUUACGAUGGACGUGCUACACACACCCAUCUCCUCGCUCACUCUAACGUUACCGUUCUUGCAAACAACACUAUCCAAGGAGGCGCCGUUACCCACAUUGGUCAACUUUUCUGGAACGAGGUUCUCCGCAGCGCAGUCGAAGCCACAUACCCAUACAACACCAACACCCAAGCCGUUACCUCCAAUGCUGAUGACAUGUGGUCCAUCGUCCAAGCCGAGAACGAUUUCGAUCCUUUCCCCGAAUUCAUGUAUUUGAGCGACGAUAUUACCGAUGGAUUAUUGGCCUGGAUUCAAAUCGGUAUCAACACCACUGCAGAUUGGUCUGAUGAUGAUUACUAUAGUGUCGCAGCUACCAUCCAAGCUGAUGGCGGACAUGCUAGCACUUCUAGCUUCUCCGGCGGUGGAGGUGCCGGUGGUGAGGGUGGUAACGGUACAGCUCCAGGAAAUGGAACUGCCCCACCUUCUUAA